Cynoglossus semilaevis (tongue sole) is the source of this 3043-nucleotide messenger RNA. Its product is annotated as ubiquitin-associated domain-containing protein 1-like. NCBI's taxonomy places the organism in Eukaryota, Metazoa, Chordata, Actinopteri, Pleuronectiformes, Cynoglossidae. The record is from RefSeq and is a predicted model, not a curated record. Gene Ontology annotation, molecular function: protein binding. The coding region runs from base 631 to 1905 and encodes 424 amino acids. Gene Ontology annotation, cellular component: ubiquitin ligase complex. The transcript is spliced from 10 exons.
UAGGGUAGCCCACAGUGGCCCAAUGAAGACUUGUUAGUGAAACGUGGGUAAAAAUUACACAUUUGUCGUUACCUUUUGCGUGUUUCUAAGUGUGAGAUUAUUUAAGUGGCACAUAUUCGAACAAGUUAGCAAAAAAGUAGAAAAAACCCAGAGAGUUAAACGCCGAAAUAAAUACUUUAAAUGAUGGAAUAAAAGAGAAAUAGCUGUUUUGGGGUAAAUAAUAACAGACAAUCAAUUGGUAUCCGUGUCGCCAUAUUUUCAUCUACGAAGAACUAUAACUCCCAUGAUGCACCGGUGGUAACAAGUUGAAGUUCAAAGUUCAAACAUUACAGUGGAAAUAGGGCUCUCACUGGCUGACAGCUUCUGUACUAAUAGGCAAAGAUAAACAAGUCGGCGGACAUUGAACGGAACCGAGUGUCAGAGAGCGUGUAGGAGUGGCAGACGAACCCGAACAUGUCCCACGGUUAACCGACACCGGCUGUCGCGUUGGUGUCGUUUGAUUUGCAGGAGGACGGUUAUCUGGCGGCUAAUGCUAGCACGCUAGCUCUCGCUGAGCAAUCAGAGACUACUGCUACUGCUACUGCUACUUUCGUCACUUAACCGCUACUGUUUACACACAGCACUGCAGCUAUGUUCGUCCAGGAGGAGAAGAUAUUCGCCGGCAAGGUGCUGAAAAUACACAUCUGCACCAUGGACGGCACGGAGUGGUUGGAGGAGGUGACGGAAGACACCACAGUAGAGAAAGUAAAGGAGACGUGUUUGAAACAUUAUGUACAUGGAAGUCUAGAAGACCCUAAAACACUCUCACACCACAAACUCAUACAAACAGCCACAGAAAGAGUUCUCACUGACACCAAAACAGUUGCUGAGGAAAACCUUAAAGAUAAAGAUGUUUUGCUGCUAAUAAAGAAAAGACCUCCACCUACGCCUCCAAAGAUGGCAGACAUUAGUGCAGAGGAAAAGAAGAAACAAGAAACCAAGGCUCCAGACAAAGAAGCAAUCCUUAAAGCCACUGCCAACCUGCCCACACGCCACACUGACCGCACUGUCACCCAACACAACAUCAGAGAUUUCCAGACGGAGCUCAGAAAAAUCCUGGUUUCUCUAAUCGAGGUCACCCAGAAGCUGUUAGCCCUGAACCCUGAUGCUGUGGAACUCUUCAAAAAGGCCAAUGCGAUGUUGGACGAAGAUGAAGAGGAUCGAGUGGACGAGACGGCCCUCCAGCAGCUCACUGAGAUGGGCUUUCCAGAGAGCAGGGCCAUCAAAGCUCUCCGACUAAAUCACAUGGCAGUGACCCAGGCCAUGGAGUGGCUAAUAGAACAUGUAGAUGACCCUGCUGUAGACACGCCGCUUCCAAGUCAGGAUUCCUCUGGGGGGGCAGCAGGGGCCACAGCAGCCGUCCCGCCGAGCACUUCCACCUCAGCUUCCACCUCAGCAUCAGGGCCCAGUCUUCUCCACAGCCUCUCCAGGCAGUCGAGCAUGGAUGAGGGCAACAGACAAGACGAGCUCACAGAGAUUUUCAAGAGGAUCCGCAGGAAACGACAGUUCAGGCCGGACUCUAGAACGGUCAUUGCAUUGAUGGAGAUGGGCUUCAAUGAAAAGGAGGUGAUUGACGCCCUGAAGGUCAACAACAACCAACAGGAUGCUGCGUGUGAGUGGCUGCUCGGAGACAGGAAGCCUUCUCCAGAAGACCUGGAAAAAGGCAUUGACACCAACAGCCCCCUGUUCCAAGCCAUCCUAGAGAAUCCAGUGGUCCAGCUUGGCCUGACCAAUCCCAAGACUUUGUUAGCGUUUGAAGACAUGCUGGAAAAUCCACUCAACAGCGCCCAGUGGAUGAACGACCCCGAGACCGGCCCCGUCAUGCUCCAAAUUUCCAGAAUCUUCCAGACCCUCAAUCGCACAUAGAGCCGCUCGUGUGUGUGCGCGCGCAAGUAUAAUGUCAGUAGAGACAGGAGCAUUGUUUUUUGCCUUGUAAAAAGAACGCUGGAGGAGGAGUCAUAAAAAAGUUGUGUAUAAAAGUAUUUAUAUCAGUACAUUUAAAAACAAAAAACACUUAUACGGAGCGAGUGUUAACAUAAAACAAUAUUACUGUAAUAAUAAAACAUGAGACAGAUUUACUUACGUUGUUUUUACAUUUUAACGAGAACAGUUUAUAGUCAUGAUUUCUUUGCGUGAUUUUUUUUUUCUCCCACGUUCAAAACGACAUUGAACAUCGAUUUUAAUGUUUACAAUUGAAAGAAGAAAAAAAACUUUUCUACGCUUACGUAGCAAUAUUUCAAAUAUCAAUUUCACUUUUGUCACUCUGCAUUGAAACGUUGUACUUUUUGUCGUCUCUUCUCUCAUCGGUGUCAUCUUUUGUCUUUUAAUUUAUCAAAUUACCUGCUCACUGUUGGAGGCCAAUGGUCAGAGUUGAUUUGACGGUGGUGAACAAUAAUUUAUCUUUUUUUAUUAAUAUUUUUAGUUUAAUUUUAUUUAAGUUCUUUUUUUUUUGGUCAUGACAGUUGACCUCUGUUAAGAUGUUGUAAAUACAUUUAUUCAAUCUUUACAAUAUAUUCAUUGUAUUAAGUUUCCAUAUCAAUUUAUACUGUUAUUGAAUGCUGUUAUUAUGCUGUACUAAAAGGGAAAGUGCUGAAGACAAGUGUGCAUGCUGGUGGAUUACAUAACAGUAUGAUGUGGACAGCACUGAAUGCUACCGACUGUUACACUUGGAGAUAGAGACAUAAGGAGAUAUGUCUUAAGAUCGACGGAAGACCAACAAAAGACAAAGAGAGAAAAACAUCCAAACUGCAUGGUCUUAUCUGACUUGAUUAACUACAGCACAUGCACAUAGCUCCUAUUGGUGGAGAAUCUUUGUUUGGAGCAGUCUUUACCAAUCAGUGCUCAGAAGUGGUGCGUGAACACUGCAUGGCUGUGGAAUGCCAAGGUACUGACCAUUGAAGUGUGUGUGUAAAAAAAAACUGUAUUUAAGCUUUGAGCACUGAGGUGUUCCUCAGUGCAGUUCUGAAUGUAACUGUUAAGAUAUUGUAAAUACAUUUAUUCAAUC